CUAAUUUUUUGCCAGUCUGUGUUACUUUGCAAAACUAAGGACAUGAUUUGGAAAUGGAGCCUUUUUCUCCUGAGCCUUGUAAUCGCUCAAGGAGCAUCGGACCCUCUGGCCGAUAUUAAUAAAGAAGUAACGGAUAAACUUAAAACUUUUCUGGAGAAUUUUACCGGUCACUGGCAGGAUAACACGGAGUUUCUCAACUGGAUUUCAAGAAUUCGUUCAGUAGUGAACAAAAAUGGAACCGAUUUAGCUGAGAAAUUCGCAAUUCGAUUUGGCUUUGAAUCUUACAAUAUUGAACGGUCGAUUUUGGAGCUACAAAUCUCAGAUCGUAUAGAGGAGUUGGAUAGCAUUAUUCCCCAACAGAAAAAUGAAAAAUGUUUAGAAUUUUAUGUGGCUCAAAAAACUAUUCUCAAGAAAGCACUUAAGCAAUCAAAUUCGAAGAAACUGGAAAAGUUAUCGGCCAACUCGCUCUCUUGCCCGUACUAUCAUUAUGACUAUCCCGAAUACUUGAAGGUGGUGGAUGCCAUUAAAAUGGCGCAGCACGCCGUCUAAUCGUCCUUUUUGGGCCUUUAUAAAAAUCACAUAAUAGUGAUUAAAUAAAUUUUGCGCAUAUUAA
Molecule: messenger RNA, 613 nt
Organism: Drosophila rhopaloa
Lineage: Eukaryota; Metazoa; Arthropoda; Insecta; Diptera; Drosophilidae
Exons: 2
Coding region: 43-549 (168 amino acids)
Source: RefSeq, a predicted model, not a curated record